Molecule: messenger RNA, 890 nt
Organism: Triticum aestivum (bread wheat)
Lineage: Eukaryota; Viridiplantae; Streptophyta; Magnoliopsida; Poales; Poaceae
Exons: 2
Coding region: 14-562 (182 amino acids)
Source: RefSeq, a predicted model, not a curated record
UGGCUAUUUCGUGAUGACGCGGGACGGCGUUUCAAUCUUGUUAAACUGGUUGGCCAGGACGACCAUCUCAUGUUCGGGUGGCCCUCGGUCCCGAUGGCGCGUGGCCGGGAUCACCGCCCGUGCCUUAGCCUGUCCAGCGACGGCACGCUCUCGCUACUACAGAUGCGAGAUGGCACGCUGGAGAUGCGGAGACAAGAGGGCCAGGAGGGUGUGUAUGGUGUGCCUCCCUCACACGAUCAGGUUGAUACAGCAGCCAUACUGGAAGAAGACGACGACCCAAGGAAAAGACACGCUUUCCAUACUGGGAGACAAGUGCGGCAAAUUGCUUGUCAUGAACGGACGCGGGCGCGUGUACACCGCCGACCUCGAGACCGGAGCAAUGAAGGAGGUGGCGGACGGGCCUCACGCCCGCCCCAGCAGCCCUCUGGAUGCCGUGCUCUUAGAGAUGGACUGGCCGGCGUUCUUCGUUUCACGUCUUGGUGCUGACAGUGAAGAGACAGCUGCAAGAAGGACAAGGCAACGCAAGGGAAGAGGCGGCAGGAAGACUCGCAGCCCAGCCUAGGCAGCAGAUACAGGAAUUAAUUUUUGGUCUUGUAUGUUUUGAUGUAAAAAAUUUAUUAUACAUAUUUGAAAAUGUAAAGCUCAUAGUGUGUUAAAAAGAAAAUGAUAGUGUUAUCUCAAAGUGUAGCACCCAGUUCACAUGCAUGGUGCACAAAUGUACUGCCCCUGUAUUCAGCCGGCACCUACGUACCCGCAGAUCCACCAAGGAGACGACGGCGGCAUAGCCUUGUUGUAAAUCGAUGGAUUUUCGGUAAAGGCAAUGACCUUGCUCCCGGAUUGGAAGCAACGGCACCAUCACCGGCACCAUCACCGGCGCCUACUGCCUCAAG